UAAGAAGACCUUUAGAAAAAUCUUAAUAUGUUAAUGCUUGUAUGAGAGAAUUUAGACUUAAUAUGUCGCUUUUUAAAGCUGUUCUGUGCUUACUUGCAGUUAUAUUGAUGCUCUGAGCAUGAGACGAGGAUAGUUCAGCCGGUGUCAGUCAGGGAGAACUUGAAAAACAUUAAUGGAAGCAUAUAGAUGAUAUCAGAUUAGACGAGGUAAGCAAUUCAGACAGCAUCAGGAUUAUUAUUAUUGAUUCAAAAAGAAAUCGUAGAAGACUUAGCUCAACUAUAAGUAAAUUUCUUUCAAUUUAUAGAAUCUUCUCCUGUUACUAUCGACAAUAAUUCAACUAUUUCAAUUGCUGUUCAGAACUACACCCCAGGGAAGUUUUUAGCAGCAACAUUUGGAAAUCAAUGAACAAAUGCUUCAAGCCUUGGCUGCUCUGCAGUCUUUGUUUAACAAACAGUCCUUGAUCAGAGGAUUCCAGUUGUAAUGAGUGAAAGCUCAGGAAAUUAUUCUUGAUCUUACAGUGUCGCUCGCCAAGGAAAAAUGUCAAUAAAUAUUUAUGAGCUUAAUCAACAGGUAUAUACAAGAUAUUUCGACAAUAUUUACUAUAAUGGGAGUCCAAAAUCAAACUUUAUUUCAAAUCUCAAUCGGAAUUGGGGAGGAGGGAAUUUAGUGUCUUCUCAGUCAGAUAAUGUGGGGAUCAUAUAUGAUUUUUAUUAUUAUCCUUCCUCCAUUCAAGACUUACAGAUUCUUGUUGAGGCUGAUAACACAUCCACAUUGUAUUCAUCCGACAGGAAUGUCACAAUACAAAGUGAAACAUCUUCAUUAAUUCCAGUCGAGCAAAGGAGACUAUACCAAACUCAAAUAAGAUAUGCUGAAUACGAUGGACAAGCUUACCUGAAAGUUUCUCAGUCAGAAAACUUUGGAGCUUUUGUGUCUAUUUCAAGUUCUCACUUAAAUUACCCGAAAACAAGGGUUUCUGUCUUCGAUUUAAUUAUUCACUGCCCAAAUGGGUUUUAAAGCAAUUUUACAGGAGUGACUCCUACAUGAGAGCCUGCUUGAGGAGACAGCCUCCUCGUCGAUGGUGAAGAAUGAGAUUACGGAAAUAUAGCUAACUCAGAUGAAUGAAGUGCCUCAUGAAAAAUAGAAGACAAUUAUGUUUGAACCAGAAAUCCUUCGAUAUCACGUGAUUUGUGAGGUCAAUGAACAUCAGGAUUUUACCAAAAUAGCCAGAAGAAUCAUUGAAUAACUCAGUGAGGGGACGGUCUUAAAGCAGGAAUUGAGUCCUGAGACGAUGGGAAUGCUCUUAGUUCAGAUGAUUGAGAUUUGAACUGAUCAAUAGAAGAAGACUCGAUUUGUAAUGGAGGUUCAAUAAUUUCCCAAGAUGUAUGAGGAGUAUGAAUAGCAGGCACUUCUCGAAAUAAAAAUUUAAUCUCUCAUAUUUGAGAAAACUUUUGUCUAAACAAGUAUAGAGCAAAAGAAGAGGAAUGAGAUGAUGAAAACACAAAGUUAGGGGAUGGAUGAAAUAAUAAGUGAGGAAUAGAAGACAAAUGGGCAUGAAAUGAAACAGAAUACGGAAACCCAGACAAUUGAUAUAGAAAAGGAAGAGACAAAAAAUCUUACUUCUUCUCAAAAGCAACAACAAAAAGCGACAUACGGAGCAGCUGGAGAAAAAUUAAUGAAUGGUUCGAUUAUGAACAGCCAAAUGAUGAGUUACUUCUUGCAGGAGUAGAAAAUGGAUCAGCUCUCUUGAAUCUAUCAGGCAAUAUAUUUUUCCAAGUUACUUUUGGUAUAUUUUUAUAUAAUUUUUUCUUCCUUGAAACUUAUUAAUACCAAAAUCCUAGGAAGACAUGAUUGAUGGGAGUAAUAAAAAUAGUUUCAAACUUCUUCACUUUUGAAUUAUAUUACAGAUUAUUUGUAGAGCCUUUCUUAAUGAUGAUUUUGACUUCAAUUUCGGAAAUUAAAAGAAGAGAAAUCACAAAUGUAGUCAUUCUGAAUAGUUUCAUUUUAUCCAUAAUUAUAUGACUGAUUGUUAUCAUCUUUCUACUAAUAAUUGGCCAACUAUUUUGUGCUAGAAAAUGCAAAUCUAAAUGGGUAAAGGGUUGGAAGUCUAUCAAUAAUGGACUUAAAAAGAGUAAUGCAGUAGAUUUGUAUCCCUUCCUAUUUCUUCUCAGAAGAUAAAUAUUUGUACUCAUUGUGAUUAGUAAGUAAACCCUCACAUUUUUAGUUCUAAAUGAUUUCAAUCUAUACAUCAGCCCAAUUGUUUCCACAAUUGUGACUACAAUCUAUGCUUGAUAUAUUCUGAUUAUCAGACCUUUAGAGACCCAAAGAUAAUCUUUUGGAGAUCAUUAAUGAGUUCUUUUACAUUGGAUUUUGUAUCCCAUUGAUAUUCCUAUCAAAAGAGAAAGACUGGACGAACAGAUCAGAGAAGACUUAUCUAUAUGCUUAAUAUUAAAUAGCUCAAUCACCACCUUCAUCUCAGUUAUACACCUGAGCAAGAAUCUUAAUAUAUCUAGUGUAUAUCAUCUGUAUCAGAUGAAUUAAUGUAAAAACCAGAGUAGGCAUGAAAGAAUGUUUAAAAAGAACCCAAAGCUUUAUAUUGAAAACGUGAACCUCAAAUUCAAAAAUCGUAAAAUUGAUUACAGAAGGACUAUAUUGAAGAAGAACGAGGGUUCUUUAAGCAUAUAAAAUGGUUAAGGCUCACUUUGUAGUGGUUCUGAAGCUCCUCAUAAUUUUAGUUUUGAGAAACCCGACUCUACUAUUCCUAAAAGGAUAUGGCAUUUCAUAAGAAAAACAAAACCCCAUAAUGACUUAAAUCAUAUAAUUAAUCAAAUCAUCUA
This is a messenger RNA of Moneuplotes crassus, 2834 nucleotides long. NCBI's taxonomy places the organism in Eukaryota, Ciliophora, Spirotrichea, Euplotida, Euplotidae. The record is from the annotation of a GenBank genome assembly.